GCAUAAUGCCAUAAUCGCCCAUCCAACCAUUCUCUGUUGUCUUGUUGGACCUUGCACAACACUCUUCCUCCUUCUUACGCGGCCAGAUACCGUACAAUGGUUUGUCUCUCCUCUUCUUCCCUUCUGCCUCAGUCCGAGACUUAUCUUGUCAUCCCACGUUUUCUUUUUAGCUAACAAUGCCUUCUCCUCAGGCCAACGAAAGCGAUCCUCUCUUGUCCGGCUCCGGUGACGGCCGCUCCGAUGCUCAGGCCGAUAAGGCCGCCCGGAACUCGCGACUCCGUGAACUCGGCCUCUUUGCCUGGGCUCUGAUUGCCACUGCUGCUGUCAUUGUUGUUGCUAUCUGGACUCAGCAUGAGCAACAAACCAAGCAUGAUCACAACACGCCCGCUUCUAAGCGAAACCUCGUCUUCAUGGUGUCAGACGGCAUGGGCCCUGCACCUUUGUCCUUGACGCGUAGCUUCCGACAACACGUGGAAGAGCUUCCCUUCGGCGAUACCCUCACUCUCGAUAAGCAUUUCUGGGGCACGAGCCGGACUCGCUCCAGCAGUUCCCUGGUUACAGACAGUGCUGCCGGUGCUACAGCCUUCUCCUGUGGCAAGAAGACCUACAAUGGUGCUAUCUCUACACUCCCUAGCCACGAUCCUUGUGGAACAGUCCUAGAAGCUGCCAAGCGUGCUGGAUAUCAUACUGGACUUGUUGUCACAACAAAGAUUGAGGAUGCGACUCCAGCCUGCUUCAACUCCCACGUGGUCCUCCGCGAGAUGGAAGACGAGAUUGCUCUUCAACAGAUCGGAGAAGGUGUCCUGGGCCGAACUGUUGAUCUGAUGCUUGGUGGUGGUCGCUGCAACUUCUUGCCCAACAGCACAGAGGGCAGCUGCCGAGCUGACGACACGGAUGUGAUCAAGAUUGCAAAGGAAAAGCACAACUGGACCUACACCGACAGUCGCGCUGGCUUUGACGCUCUCAAGGGUGGCAACAACGUCAAGCUGCCUUUCCUCGGACUCUUUGCCCCAACUGACAUCCCCUUUGAGAUUGACCGCCGAAACCACAACGACGUCUACCCCUCGCUGAGCGAAAUGGCCAAGACUGCUCUUCGCGCUCUUGAGAAGGCUACCGAGAAGAGUGACAAGGGCUUCUUCAUCAUGAUCGAGGGUAGCCGAAUUGACCAUGCCGGUCAUAUCAACGAUCCUGCAGCUCAGGUCCACGAGGUUCUUGAGUAUGACAAGACAUUCCAAGCUGUUCUUGAUUUCAUCAAGGAAAGCAAGACUGAAACUGUUCUUGUCGCAACCAGCGAUCAUGAAACUGGUGGCCUUGCCACUGCGAUUCAGGAACCCGGUCACCUCCCUGUCUACAACUGGUACCCCAAAGCCCUCGCAAAUGCUACCGCCUCGGCUGAGUGGCUUCACGCCAAGCUCAACACACACCUCGCCUCUGAUUCCAGCAUCAAGAAGAAUAAGGAGAAGCUAAAGAAGUACAUUAACGAGGAACUCGUCGUCCGCGGUCUUGGUAUUUCCAAUGCCUCUGACAAGGAGAUCACCACCAUUGCCGAUCACCCUGAGAGCGCCCUUGUCCUCUUCUCAGCUCUCAUCUCCCUGCGCGCCCACGUCGGUUGGAGUACCCACGGCCACACUGCCGUCGACGUCAAUAUCUACAGUUCUGGUGGCCCGGGAACAGAGAGCAUCCGUGGUAAUGUUGAGAACACCGAUGUUGGCAAAUAUCUACGGGAGUAUCUUGAGGUUGACGUUGACGCGAUCACCUCGGAACUCAAGGAAAAGAUGAGCAAGGUUAAUGUCCAAGAUGUUGGCAUGGAAGGACUCGACGAAGUUUGGUCUCUCGGCAACAAGUACCAUGCUAUUGAGGUCUAACGGAUGUACUGCAUUUCUUAGAAUGAUUAUACGACUUACAUGAGUCUAGUAAGAGGUCGGUAGGGAGAUUGUGAUCAAGAUAUGCAGAGCGGUAUACCCAAUCUAUAGUAGAUUUACUCAUUAGCCUGCCUAUGAUGCAUUUGAACUUUUGAGUUUUCAGACCAGCGCAACUACAGCAACUUCUUAGCGGAUGUCUGGUGAUGUAUCGCCCAACAGACAUUCCCUGCAAUUCACAUUAAAUCAGAUAAUCAGACUCAUCGUAGUCAUCCCAGCAUGACGCCAGUGGUACCCGAGUCUAAAUGUGUUGUCCAGUUCACCUCAAUACAGACCCGAGAAAGUGGGUAGAGUAUCAUGCCUGUUAAGUGCCCACUACAAUGCUUGGCUCCGACAAACAUCGAGUAGUCCAUUAUCUAUACGCUAGUUGCCAACAGAGACCACCGACCAGACUCCUGGUUGUUAACUAAACCAUGGCCCAUAAUCAACGCUUUAAGCCAAUAUACUCCUCGCUUGUGGCCGUUAACACCCUUAACCAAACGCCUUUCUCUCUUGAUAAUCAUGACUGGCUGGCAGAAACCGUGUCAACAUUGUAUCGUACAUACAGCCGAUCCAGGAAGUGUGAGUGGCGGAUCCCGUUAGGCCUCGCCUUGGCAAAUGUGUCGAUAGCCUCCUGAACACCGAAAUCGCACCGCUCAACGAGAUAACAUACGAUAAAGUAUCCCGUGCGGUUGAAACCAUAAUGGCAGUGCACUCCAAUAACACACUGCUCGGGAUUGGUCCAGUCCUCAGCGGUAGCGCGUGCAGGCUGCUGGUCUCUAAGGUCGUCAACUAAUUUGAUGAAAGCUUCAACCUCACGAGCCUCUGGAGGUAUCUUCGAAACUGUGGGGAACUUGUGAUAAUAGAUUCCAGCUCGUUCUAACCCGCGGGGGUCAUAGACAGGCUGGUCUUUUGAGAUAUCAAUGAUAUCUUUGACAAUAGAACCCCAAUUCGAAACAAAAUUCUGUGGACAAUGGACAUCGUCCACUUCACGAAGUGUCUUGAGUGCCCGGAAAAUAGGUUUUCCAGCAGGUCCAAUCGGCUCGGAUACGGGAUUGACAGACUUCCAUUUGUUAAGGUUCUUGACGUCCCAUUUUCCCUCACGGGAGAGGUAUUGCAGUUGCCAGGCCAGGGAAAGUCUGCCAGUAACGUGUGUGGCAAGGAAAUCAGAAAUUAACCCAGCAACGGCACGAACUGAGCAGGGAGCGUAUAGGACAGCGUGUGUUGCAGGUGACGGCAUCAUAAUGGUCUUUACUACCUUUCUGGGGUGGUUCGGUUGCGCAGGUAGUUCAGUCAUAGUCUCGUCGGGGGUUGAGGGAUCAUUAGGGCUGUCCUCUUCUGAACUGGGAAGCACCGGAGACUUGGCCUUUGUGAAGUCAUCAUCAUUGAGAUCUUCAAUAGCUUGUGGCAUAUGAUCCUGCGGUCUUGUAGAAGUACUGACGGGGGCAGCAGCGUCGGCAAUAGCCUCGUGUGUCUCUUCUGAUGACCCUGACUCUGGCAGAGUCUUCUCAGGGUCCAAUGCUUUAGCAAUCUUUUCGGCUUCUUCAGGUGAAACAACAGUGUCCCCUUUAGCACCUAUCAAAAAGACGGGGAUAUUUAAUCCUGCCCAGACCUCCAGGGUUGGGAGACCGCCUUUAGGUUUGCCGUUGUGAUAGAGUGGUAGGGCGCCAUUAGCCAUGCGUCUAAAGACUGGGGUUCGACUCUGUCUGUUAAAGCGAUAUUGAAGUUUUCGGGUAGCCUCGUCAGCAUCCUUUCCAACGAAACGUAUGAUACUGGCACUGUUGGGGCCCCCCCAACCUUCCCAGGCUCGCCACAAAUUAAACAUCCAUUCCGGAGCCCAAAGUCCCAUCCGAAACCACCAUGUCUUUGAUUCAUCAGGAGGGUUUGACACAGGGCAAAUAGCCACCAACCCUACGACGUACUCGGCUAGCGAAGUUGUAUGCUCGAGUUGCGUGUUGGCCAACUUAGCAGCGAGACUUGUCCCCAUGCUGUGGCCGAUCAGGACCACUCGUUGGCCUGCGUCCUUGUCUCGAUAGUCCUCAAUGACUGUUUCCAGAAGCUCUACCAAAGCAUCCGUCGUGUAGGCAUCCCAAUUAGUGACCGAGAACUCAGAUCGGCCACAACCGGGGUAGUCAAUUGCCAUGCAAGGGGCUUCAUCCACCAGACUACUUAACAGAGGAUGAAACUGGGCAACAGAGCCACCCAAGCCAUGCAGAAAUACCAAUAGUGGUAGUGGAGCAGGUUUUUUGGGUAGUUGGUCUGCCUUGGUAUGUUGUCGGUAGAAAACUCGAAUUCCAGAGUAUUUGAAACGACUUGUUGUAUAGGACUUGAACUCUGAGUGAUCCCUCAGCAAGGUCGGGUCCGUGAGGUGAGGGUCAGUGGAGUCAAUGUCGUCCUGUUGGACGCUCGCUGCAGGAGAGGCCAUAAGUGCGUCUGGGGGUUUAACUCCAGGAUAUUGGUGGAGGUAUUAUAAGUUUGUUGCGGAUUUUUUAUAAUGGAUAAGAAAGAGGGAUUGAGUCGCGAUUGGGUUUGAGUUUGGGUCGAUUGUUUUAGUUGUACCAGAGAUUGAAGCUGCUGUUGAGUCACCAACAAGGUAUUAUUGGUAUUACACGAGUAACACCAAGUUCGCGUGUUUCUCCGACCGCCGCAGCUGUCUUCAUACAAUCAACAUGGAAUAUGUCAAAUAGUACAACGCCGGAAAGGCUUGCAAUUUCAUAGAGAAGACCAGUUGACAACGGGAACUUGAAUGAUCAACAAACAAGGCCCAGCCAAGCUUUUGAAGUUCUUGGACGGUCGACCCUAGGUAUGUGCCCCACGCGAACCGCGGUCAGGG
Messenger RNA from Fusarium odoratissimum NRRL 54006, 4731 nucleotides. Its product is annotated as alkaline phosphatase. Gene Ontology annotation, molecular function: alkaline phosphatase activity. The record is from RefSeq and is a predicted model, not a curated record. The transcript is spliced from 2 exons. Gene Ontology annotation, biological process: dephosphorylation. Bases 177 to 1865 code for a protein of 562 amino acids. Gene Ontology annotation, cellular component: fungal-type vacuole membrane. NCBI's taxonomy places the organism in Eukaryota, Fungi, Ascomycota, Sordariomycetes, Hypocreales, Nectriaceae.